This is a messenger RNA of Chlamydomonas reinhardtii, 936 nucleotides long. RefSeq lists its product as uncharacterized. The record is from RefSeq and is a predicted model, not a curated record. The transcript has a single exon. NCBI's taxonomy places the organism in Eukaryota, Viridiplantae, Chlorophyta, Chlorophyceae, Chlamydomonadales, Chlamydomonadaceae. Bases 90 to 545 code for a protein of 151 amino acids.
UAACUAAUUUACCGCCAACACAAGCCCUGACGUGCUCUUGCCGCGCAACUCGCUCAGUCCAGCUCAGUCGCUCUUAAGCCGGAUGGGGAAUGUUUUUCUUUUUGGCAAGUUACCUGCCCAAGGUCGAGGUUCUUAGGGCGCUAGCCGCUGCCUGCGAGCGCUGCGGCGUGAGCUCGCUGAAGGAGAAGCGCGUGGACCAGGUCCUGUCGCUCUUCCUGCUGCCCGUGUACCGACGUCUGGGGACGCCCUUUGUGGAGUGCGACAACUGCGGCUGGACCUCGGAGCUGAUCUCGGAGCAACAGGAGGGGCGGCGACAGCUUGCGGAGGGAGCUAGGCGAAGCCCCGGAGUAGCAGCCCAGCCGCAAGCGCAUCCACUGCGGCCGGGGGCCCCGGACAAGGCGCCCAGGCCCUUCCCACAGUCCGCCACGACGGCGCCGCCCACCCCGCCGCCGCACGCUGCUUACGGCAGCGCCUGUGCUCGGUGCCAUGGCCCUGUCUCACCCGAGUUUGUGUUCUGCCCUUCCUGUGGCUUGCGGCUGAAAUGAAGAGCUAUGGGCGUGGUGCAGCAGAAGAGGCAGGGGCGUGAUGCAGCAGGAGAUAGGCAGGAUUAGCACCAGGGGCCACAUGUUGGGAAUUGAUUGCUGGGUUUUGCGCGUGAACGAGUCACAUGAACGGCUUACGGCGCAGUGAGGAGGGGGCAACUUUGUAACUUGGCAGAGACAGUUCGUCGUGCCGGGUAAUGCUGGUUGCAGGACGGAGCGACAGCUUUUUCUUAAAGCGAAGUCAUGGGUGGUGCUGCGGGGCAUGAUGUUGAGGAGAUGAAUUUGACAUUACAGAGACGGGACAGUCCGAAUGGUUCAUUUACAGUGUGCGCUGGCCCCUCAGGAUACUGCCACCCGGCUUCCUGGUAAGCGCAUCCAAUGUUACGCACGAUCA